Molecule: messenger RNA, 639 nt
Organism: Cylicostephanus goldi
Lineage: Eukaryota; Metazoa; Nematoda; Chromadorea; Rhabditida; Strongylidae
Source: the annotation of a GenBank genome assembly
AUGGCCUCAACUGGGGAACCGGAGCCAGAUUCGUUAUAUGCGCACGAGACCAGCGGGCAAGAGAACAUACCAUGGUGGCAAAGAAACUUGCUUCUCAACCAGCCCGUUCUGUUCGGAACGUGGGAUGGCGUAUUCACAACGGUGAUGGUCAACAUUUUCGGAAUCAUCGUGUUCCUACGAAUGGGUUGGAUUGUGGGAACCGCCGGAGUAGCAAACGCGAUUCUGCUGCUGGCUAUCUGUACAGCGCUGGCGUUGAUCACCGUAUUUUCAGCUAUCGGAAUCGUUGAACGAUGUCAGAUACAGAGUGGUGGUAUCUACUUCCUUGUCUCACAUGUGCUUGGUGGACGAGUUGGUGGAGCAGUUGGGUUGAUGUAUGCUCUCGGUCAGGCAGUCGCAACUGGGUUAGUCGCAGUCGGUUUUGCCGAAUCUGUAGCACAUUUGUUUGACUCCGACAGUCGCGUGCUUACGAAAGUGAUUGCUAUCGCGACACUAGCUAUUCUUACGAGUACGUUUUUUCAAUUCUUAAUCAUCAACACAGCUGGAGUUUCAUGGGUGGUCCGCUUACAGCUUCUACUCCUUGCAUUCCUUGCCCUAGCUGUACUCGACUUCCUCUUCGGGGCGCUUUUCACCUCUGAUCCA